AGUGUCCGGACUGGAAAGGGGGUGAAAGUGUCCGGACUGGAAGGGGGGGAAAGUGUCCGGAAGGGGGGGAAAGUGUCUGGAAGGGGGGGAAACUGUCCGGACAGGAAGGGGGGAAAGUGUCCGGACUGGAAGGGGGGGAAAGUGUCCGGACUGGAAGGGGGUGAAAGUGUCCGGACUGGAAGGGGGGGAAGUGUCCGGACUGGAAGGGGGGGAAAGUGUCCGGACUGGAAGGGGGAAAGUGAAAGUGUCCGGACUGGAAGGAAGAGAGAGGGGUGGGAAGCUGGUAGCACUGUGUGAGUGGGGGCAUUAGGGGGAAACAUAUGGUUCACAGGGAGGGUGAUGGGUGCGGA
Molecule: messenger RNA, 350 nt
Organism: Staurois parvus
Lineage: Eukaryota; Metazoa; Chordata; Amphibia; Anura; Ranidae
Source: the annotation of a GenBank genome assembly